AUGGCAAAGGACAAGCUCAAGAAGAAGGCCCUGCAGCCUAUUACCAGGGACUACACCAUCCACCUUCACAAGAUGGUUCAUCGCGCUACUUUCAAGAGAAAGGCGCCUACUGCCAUCAAGAAGAUUAAGGAGUUUGCCGCCAAGGCCAUGAAGACCACGGAUGUGCGCAUUGACAACACGCUCAACCGCUACAUCUGGUCGAACGGUAUUCGCAACCUCCCGCGCCGUGUGCGUGUCCGCAUUUCUCGCAAGCGCAACGACGAUGACGACGCCAAGGAGCCCAUGUUCACUCUUGUGCAACACGUGCCAGUUGAGGACUUCACUGCUCUGCAGACGGAAGUUGUCGCUAACGAAUGA
This is a messenger RNA of Babesia ovata, 357 nucleotides long. RefSeq names its product 60S ribosomal protein L31. The coding region runs from base 1 to 357 and encodes 118 amino acids. Gene Ontology annotation, cellular component: ribosome; cytosolic large ribosomal subunit. Gene Ontology annotation, biological process: cytoplasmic translation. NCBI's taxonomy places the organism in Eukaryota, Apicomplexa, Aconoidasida, Piroplasmida, Babesiidae. The record is from RefSeq and is a predicted model, not a curated record. Gene Ontology annotation, molecular function: structural constituent of ribosome. The transcript has 3 exons.